UGCUGAGCCCUUUAAAUGGAGUGGCCUUGUCAGAUGACGGCAGUUUGCUGUGACUUUGCCUGCUUAGCUUGUGUUGAGUAUGGGGACAUGGCCACGUCCCUUUCCUUCCCAGCCUUCGUGUGGUGAAAGAGUGAUAGUAGUGACUGGUUCUAACAGUGAGAGAGGGGUGUUUGGCUCCAUUUGCCUUGUUAAGUGUCACUGCUGUGGUUACUAUGGCAGCAUAACAGGUUAUCUCCAAAAUUGGUGGCUUCACACAACAUUAAUAUUUAUCAUUGCUCGUGGUUUCAGGGGUCCAGAGUUCCAGAGCAGCUCAGCUGGCAGUCCUUGCUGGGGGUCUUGUGCAGGUUGAUCAGAUAAAGGCUGGGCUGGAGGGCCCCCUCUCCAGCACCCUUACACUGCACCUGGCACCUUGGCUGGGAAGUCCUGAGCAGCAGGGGCUCCCGGCAUAGGGGCUGUGGGGUGUGUCCAGAAAAAGAGCCAGGUAGUUGUAGUGCCUGCUCACUGCAGCUGGGAAGUCCCUGAGCCUCUGUCAUGCUCACGGGACCAUUAAACCCCACCUUUCCGUGGGAGCAGUGCUCAAGGAUCUGCAGUCAUGCGCCGAAAGCACCACACUCGCGGUCGCUGGUUAAUAACUAACGUCCAGCCGGAUUCUAAGUUGCUGUUCACAUGCUCUUGGAGAGAAAACUGUGUAGAAGGGAAGCUCCGAGGACGGAGUCUGGUGCCCCUGAGUCAGCCGUGUGGUUGGGCACCCCCUCCAGCAGUGCUGGCCGACUCCGCUGCUGUCUGCUGCGAACCCCUACUCUGGGAACCUGCUGCCCUCGUGCUGGCCUUCGUGUCUGUUACUGGGAAGCACCGUUGACUGUGUGCUCCAGGUCAGGCUCUGGGCACAGCAGACUAAGCAGGUGCUUAGCGGUUGUCCUCCCCAUUUUGUGCUUCAGAAGCCAGUGUGGAGGAGUGCCAGCAGCUAGGCCAGGGCCUCGGCUUGAACUUGGCGUCAGAGCCACAGCAACUGGAGGGUUCAGGUGAAGUGCCCGCCCGGCCUCAGCCUGGGGCCUGGGAGGUGGAGAGCAGCUGGCACUUACAGGGGGCUUUCUGCAGCCUGGUUGUCCAUGCACAGUCACUUAUUCUGCAAGUCUUCGCUGACUUCUGAGUGUCCGGCGGCCCGCUGCUGGAGAUGGAGGGGUGACGCACAGCCAUGAGGCAUCGUGGAUGGUAGAUGCUGUCUGCCUGAAUGGAGAGCCAUGAUGACAAGCACAGAGGAGACCUUCAGCCUGAAGCACAGAGCAGAACCAGCAGGGGGAACAGAUGACACGGUGCAGGGACGAAGGCAUCGUUAGCAGGAAAAGCCCUGUGGUGGGUUGCACAGCCUCAGACAGGCUCCCACAGGAGCAUUCAGAGCCGGUGCCCUUGGGCAGAAAUGAACGUGUAGUUGGAAGGCCUGGAAUGUGAAGACGAGGGCUGACCCUGGAUGGAGAUUGACAGCAACAGAAAGCAUGCCAGAGACCGGAGGUUGGGGCCAGCUCAGGAGGGCAGUGCCAGACCCGCAGCCGCUCCAGGGACAGACCGGGCAGGCAGGCCGCGAUGACUGGGUUUCCAGGUGGGAGGGCUGUGACCCAAGGCCCGUGCAUAUUUUCUAACACCAGGAAGAAGAAGAACCUAAAAGCCUGGCAGGCAUCGGGAGAAGGGACGCGGGUGUCACCUAUCCACCCGCCCAUGGCAUCCUGCUUAGGAAAUGACAAGGGCAUGCAGACACGAAGCUGGGAAGAGCCCUUGGAGAGGAAAUGCAGCCGUGAGGGUUAGCGCGGACCCAGCAGCGGCCCGGGCCCGCUGAGCCCGAUGGUCCGGAGCCGCAGUGCUCACUGGUUCGGACCGAGGACACGGGCUCCCGACCAUGGUCACGCUUAUCACCGAGAAGCUGCAGAACCAGAGCCUGGACGACCUCGCCCGCAAGAGCUACGGUGCUGGCCCGUAUUCUGCGGAGAAACUGAGCAAAGGUGGCCAUUUGUUCCCUUUUGAGACCAAUGAAGCCAGGUGCCCUUGGAAGGUCGUAAGUGGAGGACGGCCCAUCAGAAGCCAGGCGGCCGCGGGCCCCGCUCUCCCCUUCCUGUCAAGCCCCUGCGGGCCUAGCACGGGCCUGGGUGCGGUCAGUGCCGUGGACCUCAGGGAGAGCUCGGGGCCACCCUUGGCACCGCCCACCAAGCGACACUGCCGGUCUCUGUCGGAGCCGGAUGAGCUGGCCCGCUGCCGGUCCCCGUGGCGCCCUGGCGGCUCCAAGGUCUGGACUCUAGUCUCCAAGAGGCGGUGCCACAGCGGCGGGAGCACCAGCCUGCCAGGGACCACUGAGUCACCCGGCAGAACCUUCCCCGUGGCUGGCCCCACUUCACCCCCAGCGCCCCGGCCAGCCUCAGCCAGUAGUGGCUUUGUGGACAGCAGGGGGUGCUGCUCAGGCCCUCCCUGGUGUCCUGUGGGUCCCUGUGCGCUGUCCUCGCGGCGCCGCCUGUCCCUGUCACAGGAGCGCCUCGCAGAUGUGGGCACCGCGCCGUGCACACCUGAGCCCGGCCGGCGGCUGCGCCUGCCCCGGAGCCGAUCACAGCCCUGUGUGCUCCUCGGGAGGAAGAGUCGGCUGAAGCGCCGGCGAGAGGAGGAUGCCCAGUGGCCGCGCCCGUCCUUGGACUUCCUGAAGAUGACACGGACUUUAAAAAAUUCAAAAAGCCUUUGCUCCCUCGAUUACGAAGAUGAUGAGGAUGACACCGGAGUGAAGACGGGCGUGUCCUCCCCACGUGACCCACACAGCCUCACGGGCCUCCUCACCACUGGCUCCAGCCCCCUGAGCGCGUGCCCCGGGCCCCAUCCCUCCAGUCCUAGCCUGUGGGCCUCUCGGGAGCCAGUGGCUGGCGAGGGUGGGAGUGGUGGGGACCCAAGUGACUGGGACAGCGCUGGGGAGGAGGCCAUCUUCCCUCUGGACCACAGUGAGCUGGACCUGGAGCAGAUCGAGAGCAACUGACCCACCAGGCAGGGGAGGUCCCAGGCAGAGGCUAUGGCUGCCAGUCUGUUCUUGGGGCACAGAAAGAAACGAGGUUACGUGUUAUUUUAAACAUUAGGUGUAAUUUUGGUUCAGUCUUUCCUAAAGAAGUAUUUUGCAUUUUGAUGGCUUUUACAGUUGUGGGGAAAGCAUCUCUAUUUUGAAAUGAAUUUUCAGAAGAGCAUUUGUUAACCGGGAGUCUGCAUCCAGACCCCAGUGCGGGUUGGUCUCUGUAAACGCCUGCUGUGAAGGGGCCGUGCGUCAUUUAGCUACUCGGAAUGAGACCUCGGGCACCGGAGGUCCGGGCCCCUCCAUGUACUCUGUCAUCGCAUGUGCUGAACUGCCAGCCUGCCACCUCCGUCCUCCCGCCUGCCGUCUGGAGCAGGACUGAGCUGCCGGGGGCUGCUGGCCGCGGUCGGCGCUCUCUGUUUUGGAGGGCGCAGGGCCGUGCGUACAGCGGUCCUGGAAGCACUGGGUGUGAGGCUUCAAUAAAGCCUUAGCUUUGCACAUGUGA
Molecule: messenger RNA, 3536 nt
Organism: Hipposideros armiger (great roundleaf bat)
Lineage: Eukaryota; Metazoa; Chordata; Mammalia; Chiroptera; Hipposideridae
Gene: FAM53A
Product: family with sequence similarity 53 member A
Exons: 5
Coding region: 1892-3004 (370 amino acids)
Biological process (GO): protein import into nucleus
Cellular component (GO): nucleus
Source: RefSeq, a predicted model, not a curated record